This is a messenger RNA of Aplysia californica (California sea hare), 1496 nucleotides long. Its product is annotated as O(6)-methylguanine-induced apoptosis 2. The record is from RefSeq and is a predicted model, not a curated record. NCBI's taxonomy places the organism in Eukaryota, Metazoa, Mollusca, Gastropoda, Aplysiida, Aplysiidae. The coding region runs from base 245 to 1300 and encodes 351 amino acids. Gene Ontology annotation, molecular function: histone binding; chromatin binding. Gene Ontology annotation, biological process: epigenetic programing of male pronucleus. The transcript is spliced from 10 exons. Gene Ontology annotation, cellular component: male pronucleus; germinal vesicle; female pronucleus.
UCCGUUUCCGCUGCUUGGGUAGCUAAGCAACAACAGUGAGGUACGGAAGGAAGUUUCAAGGAAGAUACCCAGUUGAUAACACGAUAAUACAUCUCUUUGAUUCCUCCCAUCGGACUUAUGAUAACUACGAACAUGAGCAGAUAUGGACAGCAAAUGUUACUGAAAUAAUUAUCAUAGGUCCUGGGCACUGGGCCUUCCCCAGUUGAUCAUCUCUUGUAGCCAAAUACAAUUUUGGUCGAAAAUUAUGGCGGACAGCGUCAAAGUUGUCGAUAACCGCACUUUCAAGCGUUAUCAUGCCCGGGCAUCAUCUGGGCACAUACACAAAGGUGGAACAUAUAGUAUCAGACCUGAAAUUGGUCACAGCAUUGUUGCAGCGAACGCAUCUAUCCCAACAAAGUUUCAGACAAUUGUCACAGAUAACAGUGAUAAAAAGGGAUUUCUUGCCAGAGCAAAGCGUUUCAAAGAGGAUGCUUUCAUUACAGAAGCUCCACCACCAGGUUGCUAUGGUGACAUUCCAAAGGUUGAUAAAAUCAGCCCAUCCUACUCCAAAAAGGGCACAGGUUCCUUUGCUUCGAAAUCAAAGAGACAAGGUCGGUAUUUCUCUUCAGCGGGGCCUGGGCCUGGGUCAUAUGCUUUGCCCAGUCUCCUCAGCACACGCAAAGACUUCAACAAAUGUCAGGUGGAGAGACUGUUCCAGAUGCCCAUAGCUGAAGCGAGAGAAAAAAUAAAUGAAGUUCCAGCCCCCAACUCAUAUGAGGUUCUGAAGUACAAGAGUGGAAAGGCAAAUAAUGUCACCGCCAACGCUGCAUUUAAAUCAACGUCAAAGCGAGAGCUGAUGAAUUUAUCUGAACAAAAAAGAAAUCCUGCUCCAGGCCACUACGAAAUCAAUGAUGAUCCCCUACAUCAGAGCACAAAAGUGCCCUUCUCCAGUUUCAAGUCCACCUCUAAACGACAAAUGCAGCCUGAUGCUGAUGCUAUUCCUGGGCCAGGAGCGUAUGAUCCAAAUGCCCCGGUGGAGCAGCCGGCUAAGCUGAUAUUCCCACGUAAACACUACCUGUGCAUCUCUGCUCCUGCAAUGCCUCUGCCCAUGACACCUCCUGCACCUGGUCCCGGAGCAUACGAGGUUCGGAACUUUGAAGACGCGCCCAAGCACUACAUGUCUAGCUCGGCUUUUGUCUCCACCACAGGCCGCUGGGCUGUGCAGCCCACCAGUGGAGAAAUGCCGGGGCCAGCUCAUUACCGUCCUGUGAAUGUGGGCAAGCAGUCGUUCAUCUUCAACUCCUCAAGACGAUGGAUUUGAUCGCUGCAGUGAUAUAACAUUAGAAUUCAGGAAGAAAUUAAAACAGUUUUUACAUUGAACAAAAACUUUAUUUCCCUUAUGUGAUGCAUUUUAGGGUUUUUAUUGUGUUGCCAUGUGGUUGGAAUGAAAAUCAUGCGGAGCUGGUGAUCCUCAUCAGGAAAUAUGUUGCAAUCGUCACCACGUGCUUAAAAAAUAA